Molecule: messenger RNA, 1596 nt
Organism: Closterium sp. Yama58-4
Lineage: Eukaryota; Viridiplantae; Streptophyta; Zygnematophyceae; Desmidiales; Closteriaceae
Source: the annotation of a GenBank genome assembly
AUGGGCGGCUUUACGGCGCUGCUCGCGCUCGCCCUCAGUCCACCAUUCCCCCCUCUCGCCGCGACUCCUUUCUUGAAUCCGCAGCCUGCCGCUCUCCGCGCCACUCGUGAUGCUUCACAGCGCCAUUCGCGUCCGCACACCACCGAAUCCCACUGGAGGAAACGCGGAAUCCGAGCCUCGUACACUAUCGGACGAAUUGUCAACAUGAUGCGACCACACCAACUUCCAACUCCCCGCCCUGCUCUCUUCCCCUCUCGCCCCUCCUCGCCCUCACCUGCAGCGAGUGACGUCAUCCGCGGGGCCCAAGGCGGCCGUUUGGAGGUGCCGGCGACGCUGCCGGUGGCGACGCGGAUCACGCUGGGCGCCUUCGCGUUCAACUUCACGUCGGCGCGCUGCACCAACCUGCCGCGCACCACCCCCAACGCCACGGUGCAGUGGACGUCCAAAGCCACGCCCACCCUCCCCGCGUGCAAGAACAUCACCUUCUGGAGCGGCGCGUCUUGCUCCGGCACCUCCUCCUACUUCCUCACGAGGCCCCCAAGACAACAUGUGCCAGUACACCAAGUGCCCUGCGGGUUCCACCUGCAAGACAACCACGGACACCAGAGGCCGUUGGAGGUCGCGGUUCAAUCGCCGGACUACGACACGCUGAUUGACGUCACGGGGGUGCCCACGGAGGUGGACGCCAAGCUGCCCGUCGCCACGCAGCUCGCAGUGGGCGCCUACAGCGUGCCCUUCGACCCCUCCUCGCGCUGCACCCGCGUGCCCGAGGGCACCACGUAUGCUGGCGUCAGCGCGCCUGUGAGCGUGCUGUGGGACGUUGCCAGCAGCGCGGUUGGAGGCGUGGUGAGCGCGCCGUGCUCGUCACUGUGGUUCUUCAGCGGCAGCAGCUGCAACAGUGGCACGGCGUUCAGCAGCCUCAGCAAGACCGCCUCCAGCCAGACGGCCACGAUCACGCCGACCACUCCACUCGCGUCAAUUGAUUGCCCAAUCUCCUGGCCGUGCAAGUACGCCUCGUGCCCCAACAACUCGGUGUGUCUGGACGCAAGCGGCAGCAAGCGAGCCACCUGCAAGUGCGACGAGGGUUAUAUCGCCGUCAACGGCACCUGCCGAGACAAGUGCAGUCUGCUGUGCCCGGUCAACGCCUAUUGCAUCAGGGAUGCAGUCGGGGAGCCACAAUGCUUCUGCAACAAGGGAUUUGAUAUGAACACUGCGGACAGUACUUGUGUUGACAAGUGCGCAUCAGUGAAGUGUGGGCUCAACAAGACGUGCACAAAGGAUGCUGACGGGACUCCAUCCUGCACCUGCAGCACCGGCUUCAAGCUGGCGGCCGAUAAUACCACUUGCAUUGACAAGUGUGCGUCGGUGACGUGCAAGGCCAGCUCGAGUUGCGUCAAGGAUGCGGAUGGGAAUACAAGAUGCGAUUGCAUCAAGGGCUACGAGAGGCUUCCAGGCAAUGACACUUGCGUUGACAAGUGUGCGUCGGUGACUUGUCCUCUCAACAAGACGUGCACGAAGGAUGCGGCUGGAAAUCCGACCUGCGUUUGCAGCACUGGCUUCAAGCUAGCGGCUGACAACACCACCUGCAUUGUGUGA